Tribolium madens (black flour beetle) is the source of this 854-nucleotide messenger RNA. RefSeq names its product glutenin, low molecular weight subunit-like. The record is from RefSeq and is a predicted model, not a curated record. The transcript has 2 exons. Lineage: Eukaryota; Metazoa; Arthropoda; Insecta; Coleoptera; Tenebrionidae. The coding region runs from base 131 to 766 and encodes 211 amino acids.
AUUGAGUUAGGCGUGCCGUUUACUGAUAUAUAAACAUGGAGUAUGCAUUUUGUCUUAUUAUUUCGCAUGUCAACACUCAUCGGGCGAAAGAAGACGCUGAACAGUUGCUCAAAAGUGAUCAGUGUUCAACAUGGUUUCCCACAAGUGCUCUCUUGCCUUCAUCAGUGCAUUGUUUCUCCACCUCGCUGCAACUCAGUCAUUUAACCCCACAAUUCUCCAAGACAGUCGCGACCUUCCUAAAGUCGAUGGUACUUUUGGCUUCCUCUACCGGACCGAGGAUGGUAUAGCCCAUGCAGCCAAAGGCGACUCGAAUGGAGUCAUCCAUGGGCGGUUCUCCUACACCGACCCAACGGGCCUCAAAGUCAAUUAUAAUUACAAUGCGGGGUCGAGAGUGGCUCCGGGGUAUACCUACGACGACCAGCCGACUGAUAAUGGGCAAUAUGAUCCUCAAAAGUACCAAAAACAGUACCAAGCGACUGAUAAUGGGCAACAUCAACCUCAAAAACAGUACCAGCCGACUCCAAAGCCGUACCAGAGACACCAACAGGAUUACGAAGCCUACAGACAGCCUCAAUAUGAGGAAGCACCUCAACCUCAAUAUGUUGAACCCAAAUAUGUGCCUCAAACUAGACCACCAACCAGCCAACAAAGACCAGUUUCUAGACCUUUGUACAGCUCACAGUACAGUGCUGUAGAAAAUUAUCCUCAACGCAGAACAAGACCUCCCUAUGCCACUCAUAAUGAGGUCUACGAAGAUUAUAACUAAAUUGAGACUUUUUAUUUUUCGUAUAGUUUACAACUUUUGUACAAAUUUUGACGCCAUAUACGUAUUAAUAAAUUCGAUUUUGAAAACA